Myripristis murdjan (pinecone soldierfish) is the source of this 2666-nucleotide messenger RNA. RefSeq names its product RNA-binding protein 4.1-like. The coding region runs from base 299 to 1564 and encodes 421 amino acids. Gene Ontology annotation, cellular component: nucleus. Gene Ontology annotation, molecular function: mRNA binding; zinc ion binding. The record is from RefSeq and is a predicted model, not a curated record. The transcript has 3 exons. Lineage: Eukaryota; Metazoa; Chordata; Actinopteri; Holocentriformes; Holocentridae.
ACCCCAAGAGGCGCGCUAUGCCUACAUUAAUAUAACUCGAACCGCGGGCACGCUUUGUACUUCUAUUCGUAUAUUUAACAAUUAAAUACCGUUUGUACAAAUCGACUGGGCAUUCAAAGCUAAGUUAGAGGCAGCUGUGGUGUAAAUGAAUUUGGUAGCGGCGAGUGUUAGCUCGCUAGCUAAUACUUUAGCUUUAGCUCACUAGCUUGCCACAAGCACGAGACGUGUCUUCCUGGUAUGGAUGGAGAGAAAGUCACGCCGACCUCCAUUCAAAAAUCUGUGAAGUGAAAGCUCCACAAUGGUGAAAAUCUUCAUCGGCAACUUGUCACCAGACACAACGACAGAUGAGCUACGUUCUCUCUUCUCCCAGUAUGGCAAGAUUUCAGAAUGUGACAUUGUCAAGAACUUCGGCUUUGUGCACAUGGAUGACAAAGCUGAGGCAGAGGAGGCCAUCCGCAAUCUCCACCACUACGAGCUGAACGGCCAGCCCAUGAAUGUAGAAUUAAGCCGCGGUAAAUCGAGAGCUUCCACCAAGCUACAUGUGGGCAACAUCGCCUGCACCAACCAGGAGCUACGGGCCAAGUUUGAGGAGUUUGGGGCUGUGUUGGAGUGCGACAUAGUGAAAGACUAUGCUUUUGUUCACAUGGAGCGGGUGGAGGACGCCAUGGAGGCCAUCAAUAAGCUAGACAACACAGCCUUUAAAGGCAAACUGAUGAGUGUGAAGCUUUCAACUAGCCGCCUGCGCACUGCGCCGGGAAUGGGAGAGAGAUCGGGUUGUUAUCGUUGCGGGCAGGAAGGCCACUGGUCCAAAGAGUGCCCUCUAGACCAAAAUGGCUACCACAAAAACGAUGCGGAGCCAAGGUCUGACGGAUACGGUGCCAUGAGAUUUGGUGGGCGUGGUCGCAGCCGAGGUUAUCAUCCGGGCUUCGGUGGCGAUCCGGAAUUUGCCGGCAGCUAUGCUCCUGUACAUGGUUUUUCCCGGGGUUCUGGUCACAGCAGCGGUGUGGCACGGUACGGCAGGGGCGCAGGCUACGAGAGUGCAAUGAGUUACGGGGCGCCUCCAGGUUACAACGUAAGCGCUGCGGCUCAACAUAGCAUGGCUCGGAUGUACGGCAGCGAGGCGGCAUACGGGAACAGCAGCUCGCUCUAUGGCGCGGUACCAGCCUACCCGAUGCGACGGUCGUCUUGUGAGGACAGGGAUCCGUAUGGGGUCGUGGAUUUCUACGAGAAAUACAGGGCCAAUCCGUAUGGAGGCGGUUAUUUCGAGGAGCGCCGCACCGUCCCCUUGCCUGAUCCAUCACCUCCUACCUCCUCUGCUAUAAUGAGGGAACGUCUGCCACCCUCUAGCCUCGACCCCUAUGAGCGCCCUCCCCUCCCUCCUCCAUCAACCCCAAUCUCAUCAUACUACAUACGUGACCGGAGUCCGAUUCGGAGAGUCCCUACCGAGACAGAUGGGUAUGCGUUUGAGCGGUCGCGCCUCUCCCCGGUGCAAACCCUCCCGAGAAGUUCGACCUAUGAGCAUCCGCGGGAUCCCUAUGCUGACAGGUCGCGCUAUGCAUACUAAACCUCCUCCUACACUGCCUGGUGAGAGCUGAGUGGUGUUCACUGGGUAGGAUAGCAUAAGUGCCAUUGGAGAAACGAAAAAUCUAACACUAGUAUAUCUCACAGGUAAUAUCCCAGGUAAGAGUCAGACCUGUGUCUACAUGAGAUGACUGGCUAAGAAAGUCACAUCCAAGCCUGCUUAUCACGGUAGCCUAGGCCUCCUUUUUGGGAAUGAAGGUAUGGAUUUACAAGAUGUUGUACCUUCUAUCUCCAGGUAGUAUGCCAACAUGCAGUACAACUAAUACUCAACAGACCACCUUUAAUUGCUCUUGUUACCUAUUGUGGUUUAGUGCCACUCUGGGAUGGCAUAGCCAAAGUGUGGACAUGCUAAUAUUGGGUAUCUACAUCCUGGUCUACGGUCACUUCAUGACAGUGUAAGAUCUCAGUUUUUCCCCGUUGAAAAAUAGAUUGUACAUACGCUAUUUAGAUUUCCUUAGAUAAUGCAGAAUUAAAUUUAGUGCAUGUUGCAUGUUUUAAAGGUGAGUCCCUUUAUUACAUUCACAGAAUCUAAUGUUUUUCUCAUUGCCAUUAUUUUCCUGUGUUACUAUGAUCAUUUGUACUUUUUAUUUUCCUGAUUUACGAGACUCUUGAGGGUUACAGUGUAUGUGUUUGAGCAACAACAUCAUUUCACUCGAAGAAAUUGGAAGAAAAAAAAAAUACAAUAUUAUGAUGAACAAACUUUCUAUUGUUUUACAUGUGAUUUUUGUGUCAAACGUGGUCCAAAUAUGAACUCGCACAGAAUAAUUAAAGGUUGCAGUUUUUGCUUGGGCUAUGUCAAAGUAGGUUGUAAAUAAAUGGUGUGAAAUUUUGUUUGGGGGAAAAUCAUUCAGUUGUGAUCGUGGUUUGUUUAGCUGUACACACAUUCUUUUUUAUUUUAGAUCCUGUGAGAAAUUAGCUUCAACAUUUGAAUUCCUAUAUGGUUAAUUUUUUUUUUUUUAAUACAAUUUCACAUUGAAAAAAUUACCUCAGUGGCAUAUGAUCUCUGUUUUGAUUUGUAGUGCAGUUCAACUGUUCACUGUUUUAAUGGUUUAUCUGUUACUGAAUAAAUUCUGAUCUAAAAAGGA